AUGGGUUCUGGCGGAUUCUCGUUUCCCCCCCCACCACCUCCUCCACCCCAGACUGGCCUGACGAGUUUCCCUGGUGCUCCAUAUAGUCAGAGCCAAGGGGGACGAGGCUCUGGUGGCCACCAGCGAGGUCGUGGAAGAGGAAGUGCACAUAGGGGUGGGAAAGGAAACCGUAUGAACGGCCCUAGUCAUGGCCCUUCUCAUAAUAUGAACUUUACGCCUGCGAGUGUCAACCGAUAUCACCCUCAUCCUCAUGCUCCGCACCCCCACGCACCUCCGAAUAACCCCCUUCCUCCUCAGUAUAACCCUCAGGGACCUGCCGCACAUUAUGCUCCGCCACCCCAAGGCCAGGCCGAUUUCCCCUCGGCAGCACCUUAUACCCGCCCUUCCCCACAUCUGCCGCCUCAACAAAAUACGUACAGCCAGCCGGUGCCGAUACAAUAUCCCCCCCGUCACCCUGCAUCACAUCCAGCUGCAUAUAGCCCACCCGCUCCCAUGCACCGGCAUUCUCCGUCCCCGAAUCGUCAUCCGCAACCUCACAUAAUGCCACCUCCCAUACAUUGGGGUUUCGAAAAUGCCGUCCAAGGCAGCGCGUACCCACCUCCAGAUUCGCGUGCCCCUCAGUAUGGUUACCCUGAUAAGCCCGACUCAAAACCUCACCAUCCGCCGCGGCCGCCCCACGAUCGCCAUGCAUCCCGACCAUCUCAGGAAUAUAAUUCGUUCUCUUCAACAAACCAGUUCAACCGUGGUGAUAAAUUCGCCAAUCGGAAUAAUAAACGCUCACAUUCCGGUGCAUUUGGUGGAUCGCAGAUGUCUAACACGAGACCAACUGCCCCUCUCCCUAUCCCCAGCUUUGGACUCUCGCUUCCUUCAAAGCCGCCGCCCUCCGUCGACGCUACUAGAAAACAUAAAAAGAAAAAACGAACUCACAACCAACUUGGUCUCACUCCACUAACAGAGGAGCAUGAAUCGAGCGAGGAGGAAGAUGACGUCGAUGAGGAGACCAAGCUUUCACAAACAGUUUCCACUGGCGAGCUUAAAUUUACCUAUAAAGGGCAAACCUCCACCUUACAAACACCAACAGAUAUUGCUGCCUGGAUCGAGGAACGGAAAAAGCGAUAUCCAACCAGAGCAAGGGUUGAGGAGCGUCUGCGGGAAGCUGAAGCGAAGAAACAGGCUGCGAAGGAGGCCAGAGAGGCGAAGAGGGCCAAAGAGAAUGCUACAAGACAACAGAAGAAUAUGGAUCAGGAAGAAGCAAGACGGCCUCUGAAAGAAGCUAGAUUGAAAAAGGACAAAUAUAAAUCGGACAAGAUAGCUCUGAAGGAAGAACAGAAACAGCCACUCGACCCUGCAGAUGCAGCGGCUAAAGCGAAACUGAAGGCAGAAAAACUUCGACGGAAGCUCAUGAAAGAAGAAAAGAGAGUAGCUAGGGCGGAAGCAGAUGCGGAGAAAGCUAGGCUGCGUGCCGAAGCGUCUAAGGCACAGACUAAUGGGGUGCUUGAUGGAGAGGCAAAACCGGCCGUUACCCCAACUUCCGCGGCGGAAUAUGCACCUUCAUCUGCAAGCUGUGAUACCUCAAAGCCAGCACCAACAGAAAUAGAAGAUACCCAGCCAGAUGAUCAAAUAGACGCUGGGAGUCCGCAACAGGAACAGCCAACUUCACACCUUGAAAGCACUAUCCAUACAGACCCAGUCCAAGCUGCGAUUACUGGACCUGCAACAAUUCGCACCCAACAAGAAACCCCCAAUACCAUGGAACAUACCCCACAUGUGAAUGGAAAUGUCCCGCCCACAGCCGUCACUGGGAAUGGCCUAUCCGAUGAGCUCGACAGCCUUUCAUCAUUCUCAGAUAACGAUUCUGAACUCGAUGAUGAAACAUCGUCCAGCGGCUCAGAUUCCUCAGAAGAAGACGACACUAGCUCCUCGGAACCCGAGCAAGCUACAACCAGGCGAGAGCAACCCGAACGUGUCCUCCCACCCGCCCGACAACCCAAAACGCUUUGUCGUCAAUUUGCUAAAACGGGCCAAUGCCGACGAGGAAACAGGUGUAGAUUCCUCCAUCAGGCCCCGGACAAAACGAAAAAUGCAAUGAGGCCCUCUGCUCCCGUCCAGGAUAAGAAGGGGAGGAAAUCCUUGUUUCAGACUCUUGUAAGCCGUGAGAAGGAGGAAGAGGAUCGGACAGUGAUGAAGGCAAUAUCCUGGCUGGGCCAGCGGGGUGUUUUAGCCGAGUCGGCGACUGAUACGGUACAAGACAUUCAUGAAGAACCAUCAACCACUUGA
This is a messenger RNA of Histoplasma capsulatum G186AR, 2277 nucleotides long. RefSeq names its product CCCH zinc finger protein. Gene Ontology annotation, cellular component: nucleus. Gene Ontology annotation, molecular function: metal ion binding; RNA binding. Lineage: Eukaryota; Fungi; Ascomycota; Eurotiomycetes; Onygenales; Ajellomycetaceae. Gene Ontology annotation, biological process: box C/D snoRNP assembly. The record is from RefSeq and is a predicted model, not a curated record. Bases 1 to 2277 code for a protein of 758 amino acids. The transcript is spliced from 2 exons.